UUUUUAUGGAGAGUAUUUUCCGACACAAAGUGAAUCAUCGCAUGUUGGCUGCAUGAAUGCCCAUGUGCCUGAUCAGAAUAAACCAGAACAAUUGAAAAAGAAGACAAUAUUUGGUGUAGAAAUCUCCGACAGAAAUCAUAAUGCAUCUGUUAUGACUUCAGAUGCACUUCCGCGGCCACCUGCUCCUCAAUCUAAUGUAGUCAAUUCUGAGUCAUCCUCCAUUUCAUCUUGGAAGAGGCCUCCAGCUAGCUUGAAACAGAAUGCAAUAUUUGUUCUGGGAAACCCUUGCUUUAAUACCUUUCCCGAAUCAAAUAAGAGUUCAACCACAUUGUUGCAUUGCCAUGAAGUUUCUGCAGAUGGGUCGAUUGUUAAUGAAAAAGUGGAUUUUAUCCCAAAACCAGGAGUUGAAUUGUCCUACAAAAAUGACAUCUCCCUCAUUUCUCAGUUGGAGUCCAAGGCAUCGGCUGGUCACUUGAAUGGACACAGUGAUAGUAAUUCUGCUUUUGAACAAGUUCCUAAACAUAAUCCUCCAAAUAACUCUAGGGGUUCAGGCUGGUCUGAGAAUAUAAAAUCUGCGGAGGAAGUAAACCUCAAUGCAGUACCUCCAAAAAGUUACCCAAUUGAAGCAAUUUCUGAUUCAAAUCUUAUUUCCAUUGGUAUUCCAAGGAUGGAAGAAACUCCACAAGGAGCAUUGUCAUGGAUGAAAACUAUUUCACAUUGUAAUGGAAAAUCUUCUGGUGAAAUGUCUGAUUCUCAUAAGGUGAAUUGGGAUUCGUUGCAAAGAAAAUAUGCUGAGCAAUUUGCUUGCAAUGGUGGAACAAUGAAGGGCCUCCAUCAAAACAUUGUUCAGGAUUCAUCAUCAGCAACAAAUGUGCAUGAUGCUGAAGAAAAGAGAAUUGGAGGUGAUUGUUCAAGCAAUAGGAAGAUUCUUGGUGUUCCCAUUUUUGAAAAGCCCAUUUCCAAAGAACUACCUUCUGCCAGCUCUGGCCUGAAGCCUGGUUUUUGUGUUUCAGAGACUAAUGAUGCUAACUCUAUUAAAGGCGGGAUACUUCAUACUGAUCUGAAUCAGGAUCCUAUGGAAUCUGAAUCCGUGGAGAUCCUAAACACAAACAGUUUAAAUGUGGCGAAGUGUUCAGUUGAUUGUAGAGCUGAUUUAAGACAUUCAAUUGAUUUGAAUGUGAGUGUGACUGAAGAAGAGGCUCAAGCUCCAAGAAACAAGGCCAGUAUUGCAAUUCAGAUAGAUUUGGAGGCGCCAAUUGUCCUUGAAAACAACAUGGACAUCGUGUCUGGAGAUGGAUUUCCGGAAAGCAAAUUUAAAGAACCAUUUCAGUCCAUAACAGAUGAAUCCAAGGACUUUCAUGAAGGCUUUUUGAUAGCUGCAGCUGAGGCUUUAGUGGACAUGUCACUGUCUGGUGUGCACCAGUUUCAAGAUGAUGCUCCGUGCCAUAUAUUGGAAGCUGAAGUGAAUAAUUCUCUUCAGUUGUUUGCAGAGAUAAUUUCUUCUUACAAGGGAUACAUUGAGAAUGAUGUUGGAUCACUUUCAGUGCACAAGGGUAAUAAUGAUUGUGAAGAUUCAAUACCAGACGAGGUUGAUUUUUUUGAGUAUAUGACCUUAAAUUUAACUGAAACCAUGGUAGAAGAUCAUGAUUGUGAACCUAUGGUUUUGGAAAACACAAAAGAUGAAACAUCAUUGCCAAGACGUCCUAGGAGAGGUCAGGCCAGGAGAGGAAGGCAGCGGAAGGACUUUCAAAGAGAUGUACUUCCUGGUCUUGUCUCUUUGUCCAGGAAUGAUGUGGCUGAGGAUCUUCAGAUGAUUGAAGGUCUGAUAAUAGCAACCGGUGGCACUUGGCAGUCAGUUUUGUCUCAGAGAAACUCCCCUAAGAGCAAGGCAGGAAGGGGGAGAAAGCGUGCAGCGAGUUCUGCUGCCUUUCCAACAGUAACUGCAGUGAGUCCACCGCAAGCUCAGCAGCCAAAUUGUGGAGAACUGGGACUUGAAGUAACAGGAUGGGGAAAGAGGACAAGGCGUCCUCCACGGCAGAGAUAUCCUUCCAAUAACCCUUUACCACACCAAUAGCUAGAGAGCAGGUCAUUUAAAUUCAGAAAUGAAUUGUCAUGGCCUUACCUGCCAAUAUUAUUCAUGCCAAGGUGAUUCAUUUUGUGUACUUGCCUUGUAUUUUCUGAAUCUGUACUUUGAACUUGUAUGAAUCAGGACACUUGUGGCUUCAGCUUCUUCCUCCUUGUUUUGGCAGAUCAAGAAAUCUUGAUGUUGAGACUUGCUUCAA
Populus nigra (black poplar) is the source of this 2282-nucleotide messenger RNA. RefSeq lists its product as uncharacterized. The transcript has a single exon. The coding region runs from base 53 to 2074 and encodes 673 amino acids. The record is from RefSeq and is a predicted model, not a curated record. Lineage: Eukaryota; Viridiplantae; Streptophyta; Magnoliopsida; Malpighiales; Salicaceae.